UAUUGUGAUUGUUUGUUUUCUGGCUCUUCUUUCUGUUACUUCUGUUAAUUUGAAGCUGUGCUCAGCUGCACAGGCAGCACCACCACUGCUGCUGCUGUUACUACCUGGGCCUGCUCCGACUACUGGAGCCUGGAGCUCGCCUGCACCCCAGCACUGCUACUGCAGGGGGACUGCUACCACUGCUGCUACCUGGGCCCCACCUGCACCGAAAAGAAAGAGAAAAACAAUCAACAGGAAUAAUUAUAGCCCCUCACAGAAAAGCUGUUGUGAAGAAAUGAAGGUCAUCCUUCUUCUAUUCCUUGUUAUUGCCAGCACUGCGCAAUCCCCUACACAUCAUGAAGAUGAAAUCGGCAUUGGAAACCAUGACAUUGCAAUUGUUAAUGUCAUGGGUGACUUUGAAGUCAACGACAAUGGCUGUCCAGAUAAACACGAUCACCACUAUAAUUUAACCAGGAGCUGCCUGGAACUCAAAGAGAAAUACCACUUCACCAAAGAUGGCGUCCAUCUCUUCAUAACCAGUAAUGGUGAACUCUACCAGGCCUUCUGUGACAUGACCACUGAUGGAGGUGGUUGGACCCUAAUUGCAAGUGUCCAUGAGAACAACAUACUUGGGAAAUGCACCACUGGGGACCGCUGGUCCAGUCAGCAAGGGGGUAAUGCCAGUUCUCCAGCAGGAGACAGGUCAUGGUCCAAUUUUGCGACAUUUGGUUGUCCAGAAGGAGCGACAAGUGAUGACCUGAAGAACCCAGGUUACUAUGACAUAAAGGCCUCAGAUAUAUCAAUUUGGCACGUACCCAAUGACACACCGCUAAGCAGCUGGAAAGAUGCAGCAAUCCUCCGCUAUCACACCGAAACCAACUUUCUACAGCAGUACGGAGGAAACUUGUAUCAGCUGUUCCAUCAAUACCCUGUUGAAUACAACAAAGGGAAAUGUCCAGAUGAUAACGGGCCCUUAAGUCACAUCACUUAUGACUUCGGCAGUGAUGAGAAGAUACAGCAAUUGUAUGGGCCUUUGAGUCGCAACGAAUUUGAACCAGGAUAUGUGCAAUUCAGGGUAUUCAACAAUGAAAAAGCAGCACUGGCGAUGUGUUCUGGAGUGAAGUACAAUGGAUGCAAUUCAGAACAUGUCUGUAUUGGGGGUGGAGGAUACUUCCCUGAGGCAUCGCCAAGGCAGUGUGGAGAUUUCACAGCCUUCGACUGGAAUGGGGUUGGCACACAUGUGGGAUGGAGUGCAUCAAAGGAGGUGACAGAGGCUGCAGUGUUGAUCUUUUACCGUUAAUGCAGGCCAUGUCUUCACAGGAGUCACUGACAAUUGACUGCAAUGUGACAAAAUGCCUUCAUUUUAACAAAAAAUUGCUUUCAUAUAAUUCUGUACUUCAUUUUACAUUCAGAAAUUAGCAGUAGUCCAAGAAGUUGCACUUGUGCAACUUUUAAUACUUGGUAUGCGGGACACAUUAUAAAUCACUGAUCAUGCUAGGGGUUUCUGACAAUCCUUUUUCUUCCUUGUACUAUAAUGGCUUCCAUUGGAUUGCUGACAGGAUUUCAAUAAAUUGAAUUGAA
Chiloscyllium plagiosum (whitespotted bambooshark) is the source of this 1560-nucleotide messenger RNA. Lineage: Eukaryota; Metazoa; Chordata; Chondrichthyes; Orectolobiformes; Hemiscylliidae. The record is from RefSeq and is a predicted model, not a curated record.